AUGACGGGCCGCGUGUGCCGCGGCUGUGGCGGCACCGACAUCGAGCUGGACGCGGCGCGCGGCGACGCCGUGUGCACUGGCUGCGGCUCGGUGCUCGAGGACAACAUCAUCGUGUCCGAAGUGCAGUUCGUGGAGAACAGCGGCGGCGGCUCGUCGGCGGUGGGCCAGUUCGUGUCGCUGGACGGUGCUGGCAAAACCCCAACCCUGGGCGGUGGCUUCCACGUGAACCUUGGAAAGGAGUCCAGAGCACAGACCCUGCAGAAUGGGCGGCGCCAGAUCCACCACCUGGGGAGCCAGCUGCAGCUGAACCAGCACUGCCUGGACACGGCCUUCAACUUCUUCAAGAUGGCCGUGAGCAAGCACCUGACCCGCGGCCGGAAGAUGGCCCACGUGAUCGCCGCCUGCCUCUACCUCGUGUGCCGCACGGAGGGCACGCCACACAUGCUCCUCGACCUCAGCGACCUGCUCCAGGUGAACGUGUACGUGCUGGGGAAGACGUUCCUCCUCUUGGCAAGAGAGCUCUGCAUCAACGCGCCGGCGAUAGACCCAUGCCUGUAUAUCCCACGCUUUGCCCACCUGCUGGAGUUUGGCGAGAAGAACCACGAAGUGUCCAUGACAGCCCUGAGGCUCCUGCAGAGGAUGAAGAGGGACUGGAUGCACACAGGCCGGCGCCCCUCGGGCCUCUGCGGGGCAGCACUUCUGGUCGCAGCCAGGAUGCAUGAUUUCCGGAGAACCGUCAAGGAGGUCAUCCGCGUGGUCAAGGUGUGCGAGUCCACGCUGAGGAAGAGGCUCACAGAAUUUGAAGACACUCCUACCAGUCAGCUGACUGUGGAUGAGUUCAUGAAGAUUGACUUGGAGGAGGAGUGUGACCCCCCGUCGUACACGGCUGGCCAGCGGAAGCUGCGGAUGAAGCAGCUUGAACAAGUCCUGUCGAGAAAGCUGGAGGAAGUUGAAGGUGAGAUAUCCGGCUACCAGGAUGCGAUCGAGACUGAGCUCGAAAACAGCCGGCCGAAGGCCAAGGGCGCCCUGGCCUGCCUGGCGAGAGAUGGCUCCAUCGAGGACAGCACGGCUAGCUUGUUCGGUGAGGAGGACGCGGAGGACGAGGAGCUGGAGGCCGCUGCCAGCCACCUGAACAAGGACUUCUACCAGGAGCUGCUCGGCAGCGGUGCUCCCGACAGCUCGGAGGCUUCGGGCGGCCCCGACGGGAGCAGCAGGCCCCCGGCGCUGGAGUCCCUGCUCGGGCCCCUGCCCACGGCGGCCAGCCUGGGCAUCUCAGACUCCAUCCGAGAGUGCAUCUCCUCGCAGAACCAGGAGCCCAAAGAUGCUUCUGGGGAUGGUGAGCUGGACCUCAGCGGCAUUGACGACCUGGAGAUCGACAGGUACAUCCUGAACGAGGCGGAGGCCCGUGUGAAGGCCGAGCUGUGGAUGCGGGAGAAUGCCGAGUACCUGCGGGAGCAGAGGGAGAAGGAAGCCCGAAUCGCCAAGGAGAAGGAACUAGGGAUCUACAAGGAGCAGAAGCCCAAGAAGUCCUGCAAACGCAAGGAGCCGAUCCAGGCCAGCACAGCCGGGGAGGCCAUCGAGAAGAUGCUCGAGCAGAAGAGGAUCUCCAGCAAGAUCAACUACAGCGUGCUCAAGGGCCUGGACAGCGCGGGGGCGGGCAGCACGCCGCGGCAGGACAUGCCGCCCGAGGACAGGGCCGGCGCCAGGAAGCUGCCACGGAGGAAGAAGCCCACCAGCAGGGGUGGGGCCGACCCCGUGACCAUCGUGGGGAAAAGGUGGAGGCCAACGGUGUCCACACAGCCGGCUAAGAAGGCGACCACGGGACAGACCCUGCUCCCGAGCCCCCCCGCCCUGGGGUCUGAGCCUGUAAAACCCUCAGCGGUGGUGGUGGAGAGCGGACCUGUGUCGUACCACCCCGAGGAGGAGGCCGAUGAGGAGGACCCUGACGAGGAGGAUGGGGAGCCCUGCGUCAGUGCCCUGCAGAUGAUGGGUGGCGACGAUUACGGCUGCGACGGCGACGACGACGAUGGCUACUGAGGUGUGAUCUCGCAGCGGCAGCACCCCACGGUGGACCCGCUAGUGUCUGAUGGACCGGACCGGGUCUGGGGCGCAGGCCCACAGGUGUGAGCGCGGAGACUCGCAACAAGAGGCGCUGCCCUGCCUGCUCCGCAGCCUGUCUCACGGCCACGUGUGGCAUCCGUGGCAUUUGCUGCUGGCACCAUGUCUUGAGCAAUGUAAGGCGUGUUUCUGUCCAGCUCAGGGAACUGGACCGAUGCCUGCGUGUGAGAGGUCAGACGUGGGUCUCAUGGCCCAAGAACCUCUGCAGGCGUGACUGUCAUGUCUCCUGUAAGGAAACAGGCUCAGGAGGCCCAGCUGCCUGUCCAAGUGAGUGGAGGGCUGGGUGGGCUCUGGGGCUGUGCUGUCCGCCCUGCGUGGAGCCGGGUGCCCUGUGCCCUCUCGUCCUUGUGUCACCGAGCACUGUGGCCAGCCCUCCCGUGCUGGUCCUGAGCUGGUCCUGUGCUGCCAACUGCAGUCCUCAGCCAGAUCCCGGUCUCCCUCCCGCUGCCUGGCCCUGGGCCCACGCGGAGCUGAACCCACGAGCCCACAGGGCCUGCCCAGGAGAGUGGUGGGCACUGCUGUCUGAGCUGGGACCUGGUUCAGCACCCUCGAGAAGGAAUGAGGGCAAGGUCCCCAAGCCUGGCCGCCCUGGUCUAGAGAGUUUCCACCACCCUGAACUGCCCCGGGGGCCGGGCUUCAGCGUGGGAAGGCCCGAGACUAUUGUCAGGGUCUCAGCUCUGGCUUCGCUGCUCUGAGUGUGCCCUCGACCAGGCUGCCCCCGAGGAGAGGAUGAGUUUGGCGGUAGACCACCCACACUGCCUUCCGCGGCCAGCACUCGUCUCCUGGGCUGGACUGUGCUGGGCCCUCCCGGAGUGCAGCAGAGUUGUAGGUCAGGACUUGGAGCCCAUGUGUCUGUGCCCCUCUGCCGGCUGGCACCCUGGCCUUCUGGAAGGUGGGUGGAGGCUGAGUUCUGAGGAGAGGAAGAUGUUACUCCAGCAGAAACCCACUGAGACCGUGGCCUGUGAUUAUACGUGUCCAGAGGGACAUGGCCUGAGGGAGGCUGGAGGGGCCGGUGGGGCUGGGACACCCCGUACUGGAAAGGUGUUCUGGGGCAGGCAGCUGGGCCCUGAGGGUGAGGUGGGGAGCAAAAUCCGCAGGGACCUGCACAAAAGGAUAUGGAGCCACGUGCUUUGGUGGUGGGUGACUGACCUGCAAUGGGCAAAGUCCCAGGUGAGCAGCCAGCAGCUGGCAGGGUUGCAGUGGACUGGACAGUGCCCCAUGUGCAGGUCCCCACUGCCCCACGUGUGGCCUGAAGGGGACAGCUUGCGUACUCUGUCCACAUCUGCGUGCCGCCCUCCCAGCUCCCAGGUGACCUGUCCUCAGGCCAGGGUGUGGGGUGGGAGGAAGCGGGGUGGUCCCCAGCUCUCACAUGCUGUCUGCACAUCUGCCCUAAAGCCAGGCCCCUCCAGCUGCUCUUCCGAGCACCCUCCUUUGGGGGAUGGCACAGACACCCCCAUCUACAGCCCUGCUGGUGGGCCCCAGGAAGGCAGCAGGGCUCGGAGGGGCGGGGCCUGGAGCCUUCCUGUCCCUUGCUGAGCAGGGCCACCGCUCUAACACCCACGGUCGCUGUCAGAACACGUGCUGGAGGUCACUCACAGGCUCCCCCUUGGCUCUUGGCAGGUCUCAGGUGAGGCCAAUGGCUCGGGAGUGAGUGGCCACCCCAGCUCACCUAGCUGGGCCCAUGCCUGGCUGCUCCUGCUACGGCCCCCGCCCCCAGCAGCCCUCACAAGACCCACGGUGGUUUCUGGACUGGUCUCCAGGCCAGCCGCAGGGCUGAUGGCCACCCGUGCUGCCGCGACCGCCUGAGGGCCUCAGAGGAGGACGGGUGCUGGCAGCUCUGAGGGCCAAGUCCACUGAAGCCUCUGCCCUCGGAGCCCAGCCCUAGUGCCUGCGAGCCUGCCUGCCUGCCGUCCUCUGUCCAGCCUUCUCGAGACCAGGCCACCGCCCCUCGCCCUGCCCCCUUGAACUGCAGGCCGAGGCACCGACCCCGCGGCUGCACCUCCUCCAGGCCCCGUUUCUCCCUAGUGCUGUCAGGUGGGCAAAGGCUGGGUCCAGGUGGGCCGGUGACAGGUCCAACCCCGGGCUGUUGCGUGGAGAGGGGCCAGCGGGCUGGGUCCGGGAGUGAGGGCUCUUGUCACUGGCCGGGGCCUGGAUGUUCUGCCAGGGUCAGGACCAGCUGGGCCUGCUGCCCACUCUGCCAUUGAGGGGCUUGGAUGCUGG
Molossus molossus (Pallas's mastiff bat) is the source of this 4338-nucleotide messenger RNA. It is a transcript of the gene BRF1, whose product is annotated as BRF1 RNA polymerase III transcription initiation factor subunit. Lineage: Eukaryota; Metazoa; Chordata; Mammalia; Chiroptera; Molossidae. The transcript is spliced from 18 exons. Gene Ontology annotation, biological process: transcription preinitiation complex assembly; transcription by RNA polymerase III; DNA-templated transcription initiation. The record is from RefSeq and is a predicted model, not a curated record. Bases 1 to 2037 code for a protein of 678 amino acids. Gene Ontology annotation, molecular function: TBP-class protein binding; RNA polymerase III type 3 promoter sequence-specific DNA binding; RNA polymerase III general transcription initiation factor activity. Gene Ontology annotation, cellular component: transcription preinitiation complex; transcription factor TFIIIB complex; nucleus.